Messenger RNA from Pseudocercospora fijiensis CIRAD86, 1764 nucleotides. RefSeq lists its product as uncharacterized. The coding region runs from base 1 to 1764 and encodes 587 amino acids. The record is from RefSeq and is a predicted model, not a curated record. NCBI's taxonomy places the organism in Eukaryota, Fungi, Ascomycota, Dothideomycetes, Mycosphaerellales, Mycosphaerellaceae. The transcript has 5 exons. Gene Ontology annotation, cellular component: membrane. Gene Ontology annotation, biological process: transmembrane transport. Gene Ontology annotation, molecular function: transmembrane transporter activity.
AUGUCUAUCGAGCCACCCUUAUCCCCAGUCUCUACCGCUUCCGACAGCAUCUCCAUAGCAUCCACACCUUCAAGAUACACCCGGCACAGUCAGGAUUUGGCCGACAAUGCACUUCAGCCCCACCUCUCCAGGACGAGUUCGACGAACGCCGUUGGUGGUAUCGUCCCAACUCGAACAUGGACUCAAGGCACCGCCGGCACCGCUGCUACCCAGGACAUGGCUUUUGAAGUCGAUUUCGACCAAGACACGAGAGAAAAUCCACAGGACUGGGCCCUCUGGUAUAAAGGCAUCGUCAUCAUGAUCUUCAGCUUAGCAACCACUUCUACCGUCCUGUACUCGACUUCAUAUACCUCUGCUAUUCCAGGCAUGACCAAAGAGUGGGGCCUGUCGGAGAACGAGGGCAUCUUGGGAGUGACGACCUAUCUGCUCGGUAUGGCCACUGGGUCGGUCGUGCUCGCUCCACUCAGCGAGAUGUAUGGUCGCCGGAUCGUCUAUCUCAUCACCAUGACCCUUUUUGUUGUCCUUGUCAUCCCUUGCGCACUUGCGAAGAACAUUGCAACAAUUCUGGUCAUUCGUUUCUUGGGCGCUUUCUGCGCGGCCGCCAUGAUCAGUAAUGCUCCAGGAACCGUUAAUGAUAUCGUCGACGAGGAUCACCGAGCGCUGGCCUUCUCCGUGUGGUCCAUUGGGCCAAUGAAUGGUCCGGUCAUCGGUCCGGUCGUAGGGGGGUUCGUGUAUCAAUAUCUGGGUUGGAGGUGGACGAAUUGGGUCGUUGUGAUAGUUUCCGGCGUUGCGUGCAUCCUCGUUGCUUUGGUGCCCGAGACAUAUGCGCCUGCUCUUCUCAGACGCAAGGCGCACAAAAAGCGCAAAGACACUGGAGAUAAUACCUGGUGGAGCCGCUACGACGACACCGAGAAAUUCUGGCCUCUACUGAAGCUGAACCUGUCCAGACCAUUCAUCUUGACAGUAACGGAGCCCAUUUGCAUGUUCUGGGAUGUGUAUAUAGCACUCGUUUAUGGCGUGCUCUAUCUUUGCUUCGUUGCAUAUCCAAUCGUGUUCCGCGAUCUACGCGGCUGGACACCUGGAUUUACCGGCCUUUCAUUUUCCGGCAUCGGGAUAGGCGGCAUGGUCGUCAUCGUCUCAGAGCCCUUGAUCCGCCGCAUGAUCAAUGCGCAUAAACAUGAUCCCGAGACCGACCGUCCUUAUCCGGAAGCUAUGGUCAGCGUGGUGUGCAUUGCCUCCGUUUUGAUCCCUGCGGGCGAGAUUAUCUUUGCUUGGACUUGCACUCCGAAUGUGCAUUGGAUCGUGCCCAUCUUAGCCGGCAUUCCCUUCGGUGCCGGAAACGCAGGUGUCUUCAUCUACGCGAGUAACUACCUCGUCCAAUCCUACGGCAUCUACGCCGCAUCCGCACUCGCUGGAAACGCCGUAUUACGAUCCGUCAUGGGCGCCACCCUACCACUUGCCGGACCUUCACUUUACCGAACUCUCGGUGCGAAUUGGGCUGGCAUGCUCCUCGGACUUCUCGAGGCACUGUUCAUCCCCAUCCCCUUCAUUUUCUAUCGCUACGGCCACAAAAUCCGUGAGAAGUCGGCUUUGAUUAGACGCAUGGCUGAGGAUCGGAGGAGGAGGGAGACGAGACAGAAGAAGGGUGUGGAAAGGAGUAGUCGGAGGGCGGAAUCUGAGGUUAUGGUUGGUGGGGCCAUGAGUACUGGAGCGGCUUUGGAUGAGAAGUUCGAUGUGGAAAGAGAGGGGAUUCGUGCGGUUUAG